GACAGUCACACCCACCCAGAUACAUCUAUAAUGCCAAAUAAGCCCGUGAAAUUGCCAAACUUGCCGAUCCUCAAAGUUAAGAGUACCUCCUUCAAGCAGCCAGUCAGUCCAUGUAUCGUCAUGAUGUCCCAAUUGUUGAACUGUUGGGCAUCUAACGGAGACUCCGCAGCCGUGUGCAAGAAGUUGGAAAAGCUGUACAAAUCUUGUGUCGAUGCUCCACAGGUCAUGCAAAAGACUGACUCCACCAUUAACUACCAUGCCAGACGUUUGCUACCAAAGAUCAACAACCACAGAAAGAGCAAAUAGGCUGGUUAGUCCAUUCUCCCCUCAAUCCACAUUGUUUUCAAAUCUGCAUCGGGUCCCGACAAAGAGCUUCGUCCGUUCAAAGAACUCUCGGCGCCCUGCCGUGCAUACAGUCACGGUGGGUGCGAACUUCCCUCCAGCAUGCUCUGUCUGCUACACGUCCCCUUAUCUGCGCUUGUCGCAAUCCCUUUUUCUUAGUUGCUUGUUAUACCAGUCUUUUACCCGUUGAGUUACGUGUAUAUAGUCCCUCUCAAUGUUUCGUAAUGGUUACCUAUACCCCUUUGUGGUUGUCCUGUAAAGGUAGCAUAUUCUCCUUGACGACUGUGGUGGAAACGUAGGAGAGCUUCAGCCUUGAAACUAUCUUAAAAUUAAUAGAUAUACUAGAUAUUUCACAUCUGGAUGGGGGGCUAUUUAAAUGAGUGACCAAUAUAGGUGAAUCGGC
Babjeviella inositovora NRRL Y-12698 is the source of this 745-nucleotide messenger RNA. Its product is annotated as mitochondrial 37S ribosomal protein mS37. The transcript has a single exon. Gene Ontology annotation, molecular function: structural constituent of ribosome. Gene Ontology annotation, cellular component: mitochondrial small ribosomal subunit. The record is from RefSeq and is a predicted model, not a curated record. Gene Ontology annotation, biological process: mitochondrial translation. NCBI's taxonomy places the organism in Eukaryota, Fungi, Ascomycota, Pichiomycetes, Serinales. The coding region runs from base 31 to 306 and encodes 91 amino acids.